AGGAACAAAAGGAGAUGUGGGAACUGGGGCCCUAACUCUGUUAGCUGUCAAAGAGAUUGAUACCACUUUGAUGCCCAGGCUCCAGGCCAAAGGCUGCUCUCCUGCUCCCAGCCCCGUGCUGGGAAGCCUGUUUGGUUAGGAGAGGAAGUAGAAGGUCCUCGGAGUCUAGAGCUUAUGUCUUCUCCAUUCUAGACAACUGUCAUCAUGCCCCACUCAUACCCAGCUCUUUCUGCUGAGCAGAAGAAGGAGUUGUCGGAUAUUGCUCUACGGAUCGUGACCCCCGGCAAGGGCAUUCUGGCUGCAGAUGAGUCCGUAGGCAGCAUGGCCAAAAGGCUGAGCCAAAUUGGGGUGGAGAACACUGAGGAGAAUCGCCGGCUGUACCGCCAGGUCCUAUUCAGUGCUGAUGACCGUGUGAAAAAGUGCAUUGGGGGGGUCAUCUUCUUCCAUGAGACACUCUACCAGAAAGAUGACAAUGGUGUCCCCUUCGUCCGCACCAUCCAGGAUAAGGGCAUUCUCGUAGGCAUCAAGGUUGACAAGGGUGUAGUGCCUCUAGCUGGGACCGACGGGGAAACCACCACUCAAGGGCUGGAUGGGCUCUUGGAACGCUGUGCUCAGUAUAAGAAGGACGGUGCUGAUUUUGCCAAAUGGCGCUGUGUACUAAAAAUCAGUGAUCGCACGCCGUCGGCACUGGCCAUAUUGGAGAAUGCCAACGUGCUGGCCCGCUAUGCCAGCAUCUGCCAGCAGAAUGGGAUCGUGCCUAUUGUGGAGCCUGAGAUUCUGCCUGACGGAGACCAUGACCUCAAACGUUGCCAGUAUGUUACAGAGAAGGUCCUGGCUGCUGUAUACAAGGCCCUGAGUGACCAUCAUGUAUACCUCGAAGGGACUCUGCUCAAGCCCAAUAUGGUGACCCCUGGCCAUGCCUGUCCCAUCAAGUAUAGCCCAGAAGAGAUCGCCAUGGCAACUGUCACUGCCCUGCGUCGUACUGUGCCCCCAGCUGUCCCAGGGGUGACUUUCCUGUCUGGGGGUCAGAGUGAAGAGGAGGCUUCUCUCAACCUCAAUGCCAUCAACCGCUGCCCACUUCCCCGGCCCUGGGCCCUCACCUUCUCCUAUGGGCGUGCCCUGCAGGCAUCUGCACUCAAUGCCUGGAGAGGACAAAGGGAUAAUGCUGGGGCUGCUACUGAGGAGUUUAUCAAGCGGGCAGAGAUGAACGGGCUUGCAGCCCAGGGCAGAUAUGAAGGCAGUGGAGAUGGCGGAGCGGCAGCACAGUCCCUCUACAUCGCCAACCAUGCCUACUGAGGCACGCUGACUCUACCCACAGCCCUUGGCCUAGCAAUGCACAUCCCAUUUUGCCUAUAGUCACAGCCAGGGCCAAAUAGCUAUGCAGAACAGAGAUAUCUUUAUCCAGCGCCAAGUCAUCUCACAUCUCACAUGCCUUACAUUGCUGUACCCGAGACCACAGGAUGGGAGGGUAGAGAUGCCCUCCCAUGUUUGAAGAUGGGGGGACUUUCUAGAAGUCAGAACAGAACAUGUGGACCUUUUUCCUGUCUCCACCAGCCCUUACAGUUACCCUUGAUGGUAUAGUUUGUCCUUGGGCUCUGCUUGCUAAUUUUCUCUCUUGGGAUCAGGGGGACGUGAACUCCAGCCCUGACUCGUGCUCCUUAUGCUCUGAGUACAUAGCAAAUAAAUGAGAGCAAAACACAGCACACCGCUCUGUCUGUCUGUCUGUUGCACAUACCAAAGUCUACCUCCAUGUGUGCGACCUCUUGCUGAUCCUAUCUCAGAGCCCCUCUGAUUGUGGUGGUGGUGGUGAGGUGAGAUCUGAGUUUUCCUGAGCUUCAAGUUUUGUGGAGGAAGGGUUCACCUGGCUCACCAUCCCUAGCUCAGGCUCCUACCUGCUGAUUUCCAAAGCUGGAGUUGUUGUUAGAGGGCCUGGGGGUGGAGAGGAGGGUACAGGUCUUCCAGGGACUGACACAUUAAAGGAUCCAGCAGGAUGAGAAACUCCAUUUUGUGCAAGGCUCAAAGGGGACAAGCAGGGAUCAGAGUGGGCCAGUUCUCCUCCAUCUCUGAAGAAUGUGCACUUAGGUCUUUUCCAAUAAGGAAACCUUCCAAGCCUCGGGGCUACAGAGCUGAGUGUCUAGAAGCUUGCCAAGGGCUAUGACCCACUUCCAUGUAGAGAAGGGAUUCAUCGGAGGGUUCUGGACUUGUUAGAACUGAUAGGGCUUUGUGGUGAAUGAUUACCCCUGGGCUAGAGUGUGAGGUAGGGUGACACUAGACAGAUGUGCACUGGAAAAGUCAUUGAUGUUCUGCUCUGUGUGGCCUGACCUUAUAAUCAAAGCAGCUAACUCAGCAAUUUCCAUAUGCUUCUGCCAGGCACUGUUCUUCUAACCAUUAUUAUAUGCAUUAACACAGCUCUGUAAAGUAGGUACCAUUGUACUUUUCAUAGGAGGAAACAGGCUUCAAAGAGAGGCUGAGAGGCUAUUUAGGAUUCGAACAGCAGGCAUUACUAUAUAGAGGCUGUGCUCAGGAAUUUUUCAAUGAAGCAUCCUCAAUCGCUCGAAUUGGAAUCGAUUUUUAAAUCCUAGUCUAUAGUCUCGGCUAGUUGGGAGGCUGAGGUAUCAGACAUUAGGGACAGGAUCACUUUAACCCUCUGGAUCGUAUAGGGAGAUCUGUCUCAACAUUAACUAAAAUAAAAUUAAUCACAUAGUAGCCAACCAUGCUAAAAA
Mus musculus (house mouse) is the source of this 2723-nucleotide messenger RNA. RefSeq names its product aldolase C, fructose-bisphosphate (gene Aldoc). The coding region runs from base 205 to 1296 and encodes 363 amino acids. The record is from RefSeq and is marked reviewed. Lineage: Eukaryota; Metazoa; Chordata; Mammalia; Rodentia; Muridae. Gene Ontology annotation, molecular function: fructose-bisphosphate aldolase activity; cytoskeletal protein binding. The transcript is spliced from 8 exons. Gene Ontology annotation, biological process: epithelial cell differentiation; hexose metabolic process; fructose 1,6-bisphosphate metabolic process.